GCAAACCUAUGGCGUGAGACACGGGGAGAAAAGAACGGAGAGGACGUGGGUGGGUUGGAAAGCGUGGGCAAAGGGAAAGGUAAAAAGGAGAGGAGGAAAAGUGUCCCACCUGAAGGGGAACCAGUCGUGCUUCACCUGUACUCAUGGAGUCCUCUCACUCGGGAAUGCAGAUGCCCCCCAAUAGCAGCAGCUGUAUCAUCAAUGAUAGCAUUGUAAGUACGCCAGCUGCCACAGUGACGGGCACGCUCAUCCUCUCUGCCGUGUUUCUGCUGGGAUUUCCCGGAAACCUCUUCGUCAUCUGGAGCAUCCUGGCGCGGGCCCGAAAGCAAUCCGUCACGACCCUUCUCAUCCUCAACCUAGCCAUUGCGGACGGCUCCCUGAUGGCUCUCACCCCGUUCUUCAUCGCCUACCUGGCUAUGAUGGACUGGAAAAUGGGGACUGUGAUGUGCAAGGUUCUGUUCUACCUCUGCUUGGCUAACAUGUACGCCUCCAUCCACCUGAUCAUGCUGAUGAGCAUUUACAGGUUGGUGUCGGUGGUGUGGCCCCAGCGCAUCAGCGUGAUCACCGGCAAGAGGACGAUCAUGCGAGUGCUGGCGGUCAUGUGGUUGCUCGUCAUGGUCGCCUCAAUUCCUGCGCUUAUCUAUCGAGAUGCGAGGCUUAAUAAAGAUAGGAAUAAAACGGUUUGUGAUUCAUUCCACGACAAAGACCCAGAUGCGGUUCUGCAGUACAUGCUGGAGAUUGUGUUGGGCUUCGUGGUACCUUACGGAGUCAUUUUAGUCAGUUACAUUUGCAUCCUGCGCCGGAUUCGGCAGACCAAAUUCCGCCGCCGGAUCCGCAGCGAAAAGCUCAUUCUGGCCAUCGUGGUGACCUUCUGCGUGUUUUGGUUACCCUACCACAUCAUCAACAUGGUGCAAGUUGCAUCGGCUUUGCUUCCAGAAUGUUCACCAAAAAGAGAGUUGUUGGAGAGAAUAUGGAAGAAAUUCCGUGCCGUUACCUCCACCAUCGCCUUCAUCAGCAGCUGUGCCAACCCGGUGCUCUACUUCUUCGCAGGAAAGUCUUACAUCAGACGGGAGGGUCUGGCGUUCAUGGCUCGCUUGUUUGAGGGCACGGGCUUGGACUCCACCAGGAAGAGCCGAAUGAACAGCCAGAACAGCCGGGACAAGGACAAAGACGCGGAAGUCGUGCUGCAAGACAAAGACGUAGACUCGUCCACAAACUCAAACUCUAUCAUCAAAUCAACAAAAAUGGCAAAAUAGAAGUGAACAUCCUCUCCGGUCUGUAAAUCUUUCUUCCGUCCAAUCGUAAAAAAAAAUAAAAAAAGGUUUUACAAAGACUUAAGACUCUACACCACCAAGUAAGACUCAUCGGAUCGCCGAAGAGGUACUCUUGGAUACAUUUGCAGACAAAAGCCUGUUAAAAUGGUGAUGCUACAUGUAUUUAGUUUUUUUAUUCAUAUGUUUAUUGAUAUUUUUGCAUAUGGAACAAAGGUGUUUACAAAUUCCAGGGUGUUAGAAUGCUGGCAUAAACAAACUGUUUACACCAUUGACUUUAAGAUGCAUGUUUUCAAGAACAAAGAACACCUCCAAUAGUAAAACAGUGAAAUAAAACUAACAGUAAAAACACACAACAAAAAAGGAAAGCUGGGUACGUGGGGUUACAUUUCUACAUUGAAGCAACAAACUCAAUAAAUGGUUGCCAUUUAGGGUAGAAUUUGUUCAAGUUUCCAGUUUUUGUAUAUCUAAUUUUCUCAACUUUCAAAAAGGACAUGACCUCAUUUAUCCAGAUUGUGCUGGAUGGAGCUCUAGUUGAUUUCCAGUUACAGAGAAGGUGGCGCCUAGCGAUCACAGAGGUAAAAGCUAUCACUUCCAACUCUCUUACGGAGUACUGACUAUAUUGCUCUGGGAGACCAAAGAUACAAGUAUGAGCUGAAAUAUCAAUAGUUCUCGAAAGUACAACACACAUGGUGUGAAAGUAAAUUUGCCAGAAAUUUGUGAGGCCCAGCAUGUGAAAAACAUAUGUGCAAGAUUCCAGGGUGAGCUUCCACAGUGGUUGCAAAUAUCUACCACAUUUGGGUAGAUCUGUGCCAACCUAGUUUUUGAAUAAUGACAUCUGAAUACUACUUUGAACUGUAUCAAGUUCAGGCUGGCACAUAUAGAAGUUUUGUGAAUGGCUGUCAGGGCAGCCUCCCACCAAUGAUCAUCAAAAACCAGCCCCAGUUCACGCUCCCAAGCUCCCUUAGUGUUCGUAGUUAAAAAUACUUCAUAUGAUUGAAUCGAGUUAUAAAUCUUUCAAAUGACAGACCUUUGCAGGGGGUUGAGUUGUAUAAGUUCACCCCAUGGCUGCUCAGGUGGCCGGUGAGGGAAGUUGGAAAAUAAGGAUUUUGCACAGGCCCUUAUCUGGAAGUAUCUAAACAAAUGGGAGGGUGGGAGAUUGAAUUCAGAAGCCAAAUCACUAAAAGAGCAAAACAACCCUUCCCUAUAUAAAUCCUUGAAACAUUUUAGUCCCUUAUCCUUCCAUAAGGAGAAGGUCAGGUCAGUAAGAGCAGGUGCGAACACUGGGUUUUUUAAAAGUGGGGUCAAGACUAUGGGGUCUGUAAAUUUAAACUGUUUCCUAAACUGAAACCAUAUUCUCAAGGUAUCUACAACUAUAAGGUUAUUGGUUUGGCCAGAAGGAUUCACAGAGGUUGGACUUGUAAGCAAAGCCAAAAGUGAGGCUGAGGGACAUGAAUGUGCUUCUAGUUGACAUCAGGGUAUAUCAACUGGAUUAGACCAGAAAGCAAUUUUAGUUAUGUUAGCUGCCCAGUAAUAAAACUCAAAAUUGGGUAGGCAGAGACCACCAUAAAACUUACAAUUCUGAAGUAUUUUUUGUCUUACUCUGGGUGUUUUGCCAUUCCACAAAAAAUGACAGAUAGUUGAAUCUAGUAAUUUAAAAAAACUUCUUGGUAAAAAUACAGGUAGACAUACAUAUAAAAAAAGAAAUUUUGGCAGGAUGUUCAUUUUAACAGUACUUAUUCUCCAAAUCAAUGAGAGUGGGAGAGACCCCCAUUUUUGAAAGUCUUUUUAAAUGUCCACCAAGAGUGGGAGAAAAUUUUCAGAGUACAGAGACUUAAAAGAUCUGGUUAUGCUGACCCCAAGAUACUGAAAACCUAAAGGGCACAGCUUAAAAGGAACAUCAGAUUGGGAGAGCUGCAGGGCUAAAUGGUUAACAGGAUAACAUUUACUCUUGGCGACAUUAACUUUAUACCCUGAGAACUGGCCGAAUCUGUGAAAGAACUAUGCUACAUGUAUAUAGAAAUAAUUGAAAACAGGCUUUACACCCAUAUGGAAGAUCAGACAAAAUGAGGAUCACAGCCAGGGAUGCUUAGACUUCUCAGAGGUCUAGUUCAAGUCCUCUAACUUUGUACAUUCUGAAUAGUAGCUAAGUUUCCACAUGCUUUUAAAUGCAUUACCUGCUAUUAAUUUGCUUGCUGAUGUCUUUCCCCUGGGACACCGUCUUUUAUUAUCUUUGCACAAUAGCAUUUUUAAGGCAUCAUUGAACUACAUGUGAAUUUUUACAGCACAACAAAUAAUUCCACCUUUGUGUAAAACAAAAACUAUUGUGUGCUUUAUAAUAUCGAAACAUUGAAAGAGAGUACUGGUUUCACUUUAGCGUCCUUCUCGUGUUUGCACUAUAUUGCUGUUCCUAUCAUGAUUGUGCAUUUCCCUCUCCAGGACUAAAAUGUUUAGUUUCACAAUACCUGCCACUAGAUGUCACAGUUUUCCACCUGCUGAACCUUUAUUUCAUUUUAUUUUAUUUUUUUACAUCUAAUUGUUUUCUGGCAAUUUGAGAGAGAGAAAAAAAGAGCAAUCAGUCUUGUAUGGCAAAAACUAAAACACAAGACUAAAUUGUCUCCUCACCUACUAUGUUCAAGAAUGCUGUUAUUUUUUUCUUCACAUACCACAUCCAAAGUAGAGUUUUAUAGAAGUGAAAUGUGGUUUUUACUUUCAAAAACUUGUCAGAAGAUGUGAUUUUGAAUUUAUGUCUGUAUGGAACAGGGGUAUACAAUACAUCUCGUAAAUGGACAAAGCAACAUUUUUACUAUUAUGCAUCCUCAUAAUUUUUUUUUCAAUGACUUCUGUACUAUUCUACAGAAUAUACUACUCACAACUAGAUAUGUUGAAUUUUGUGCAGUUUUUUUCCCCCCGUCAUCAUCAAAACUAAACGGCACACAUUAAACACAAAACACAGAAUGUAUGAGUUGUCUGUAAUAAUGAGCAAUGUAUAUCUCAAAAUCCUCGAAAUUUGAAUGUCAGGAAUCAAUUUUCAACAUCACUGGCAAAUUUUUGAAAUAUAGAGAUAUUUUGGGAGCAGAUAUAUUGACGCCAAAUAGAUAAAAGAUUAAAUAACCAUUCAGACUUUAACUUUUUGUGUUGGUCAUAUGGCUUCUGUUCUCCAAAAAUGCUUCGACAUUAGACAAUGAAAAAUAAGACCACAGAAGUGGUCUGUCAUGGCUAUUGUGACGUUAGCAGCACUUCCUGUGAAUCCAUGUAUUGGCCAUCCGGUGAAACUUUGUGAUUUCUACCAUGGAUGCUCAGUCUAUUUUGUGCUUUGCCGUAACUUCAUAACUCAUGGUGACAGUUCCUCAUUCCUUCUAACAAACUGCUAAAUCUUUUGGACGUCCACCAAUUGCUUCCAUUCAAUAAUCUGUUGUUUUAUAACAUCGUCACUUGCGUAUAGAAUGUCAGUCAACAUAAACUACAUUUCUGAACGAAGAGUCGUUCUCUAUAAAACUAGCAAUCCUUUUAUUUUUCUAGGCAUUGCAAACAAACAUGUGGCAUUAAUGAACAUCUGUGAAUUUAAUUGAUUUCUUUAUCUUUUUUUUCUAGAAAAUGUCUUUCAAAUUCUCACAGCUUUCACUGUUUUUUAGCUAUGCACUACAGCUUUAGCCAAAGUGUGUUUGUUGUACAUAGGAUUGUACUUUGCUUUUGCACAAUUUUGUGAAAAAAUUAAAAUAGAAAAAAAAUGCAAUAAAAAUGUGAAGCAUA
Messenger RNA from Poecilia reticulata (guppy), 5024 nucleotides. RefSeq names its product leukotriene B4 receptor 2a (gene ltb4r2a). Gene Ontology annotation, molecular function: leukotriene receptor activity; complement receptor activity. The record is from RefSeq and is a predicted model, not a curated record. NCBI's taxonomy places the organism in Eukaryota, Metazoa, Chordata, Actinopteri, Cyprinodontiformes, Poeciliidae. Gene Ontology annotation, biological process: phospholipase C-activating G protein-coupled receptor signaling pathway; inflammatory response; positive regulation of cytosolic calcium ion concentration. Gene Ontology annotation, cellular component: plasma membrane.